CCCCAGGAAGGCAAGGUAUAAGAGGAUUCCCCGGAGAUCCUGGACCACAAGGCAAGAGGGGUAGAUCAGGAUUCCCAGGUUCAAUAGGAAUGAAGGGAGAACCUGGUCAAAAUGGUCAGACUGGAUCAAAAGGAAAUAAAGGAGACAUGGGUGUAGAAGGACCCAAAGGUAAUAUGGGAUUCCCAGGAGAUCCUGGAAUUAAAGGAGCUCAUGGAGUACCGGGUGUAGCAGGACCUCCUGGUGCAAAGGGUGAUACAGGAGACCCAGGAAGUCCUGGUCUAAUGGGCGAAGCUGGUCUACCUGGUCAACCUGGUCUCCCUGGUUUAGAAGGAAUUAUGGGAGAGAUAGGAUCACCAGGUGCUCCUGGUUCUCCAGGAGAAAAAGGAGAUCAGGGAGACCCUGGUAUGGAUGGGCUCCAGGGUCCACCAGGAAUCCAGGGAUAUGGAGUUAAAGGAGAUAAGGGUGAUAUGGGAGAUCUUGGACCCACUGGACCGGCAGGUCCUUCUGGUGAGCUUGGUCCAAUGGGCCCUCCUGGUGAAAUGGGUACUCCUGGUCUACCUGGUGCAAAGGGUGAAAGAGGAGAUGUUGGACCAAAUGGAGAAAUGGGUAUUGAAGGGCCAGAAGGACCAUCUGGUCCCAAAGGUGCUAGAGGAGUACCUGGUCGUAAGGGAGAGCCAGGUCCUAAAGGAGACCAGGGCAUAGCUGGGAUGCCCGGGACACCAGUCAAUGUUACCAGGAGAGGACCACCAGGUCUAUCUGAGGAGAGUCAUAUUAAUUGUACCUUUGUAAUGAAAGGAGAACCAGGAUCUCCUGGUCCAGCUGGUCCUAAAGGAGAAAGAGGGGAUCCUGGUCUAGAUGGAAUACCUGGACUGGAUGGAAUGAAUGGUCUAGAUGGUGAAAAAGGAGAACAAGGCUUAAAUGGAACCCAUGGCAUACCAGGUAUGACUGGUCCAAUGGGUCCUCCAGGAGAACCUGGUUUAAUGGGUCCACAAGGUCCUACUGGUCAACAGGGUUACAAUGGAACUGAUGGCAUGAUGGGAUUGCCAGGACUCCAAGGUGAAAUGGGUCUUCAAGGUCUUCCAGGUGAAAAGGGAGCUCCUGGUGAUUCUGGUCCAGUAGGGCCAAAAGGAGACCAAGGUCUUGUAGGACCUCCAGGAGAUAAGGGUGUACCAGGAGAUAAAGGAGAUAAGGGUGAAAUGGGAUUACAGGGUAUCCAAGGACCAGAAGGAUGGAAAGGAGAUGUUGGUCCUAGUGGAGCCAUUGGAUUACCAGGGAGCCCUGGACCACAAGGGAUCCAAGGAAUGACUGGAGAAAAAGGAGAAAUGGGUAUACAAGGACUCCAUGGAUUAAGUAUUAAAGGAGACAGAGGAGAUACUGGAUUAAAGGGAGAAGCGGGUAUCAAGGGGCAGAAAGGUGAAGAGGGUACUUUUGGCAAACCAGGCAAGAAAGGGGAGCCAGGAGCUGGGUCACCUGGUGCUCCGGGAUUAAAAGGAGAACGUGGUGAUUAUGGCCUCAAAGGAAACAAAGGGGAACCAGGCUUAAAUGGAAUACAUGGUAUAACAGGUCCACCUGGCCCACCUGGACCCCAAGGCAGAUAUGGUGUGGCUGGUCCUAAAGGGAGAACAGGUGAUAUGGGAUUGCCCGGUCCACAAGGUUCUAAAGGUACUUCCGGUGAUUAUGGUCCAAGAGGAGAAAAGGGACAAAAGGGUGAUCAAGGUCGACAGGGUAAGAGAGGUAAACGAGGAAACAAAGGAUUACCAGGAGCACCAGGUUUAGAUGCACCUUGUCCUGUCGGUUCUGAUGGUCUACCCCUACCUGGCUGUUUUCCUGCUGCAUAGCAUUAUGGGCAUUAUGACAUCAUCUGAAGUCAAAGGUCAUCAUAUCAUCACCAAACACCAACCCUUCAAGAGAGAUGUCUUGAUCAACAAACAAUACAACAUGUUAAAUAGAUGAUUCCUGUACAAUUGAUGCUUCUCCUUCAGCCGAGUGUUUCAUCAACAUUUUCAUUUGACAAGUCAGAUCUGAGAAUUUUCCUCAAUUUUUAUUGCGUGAAAAGCACAGUUCCUAUGGUAACUGUAACUUGUCAAAUAAAACGUCUGACAAUUCCUGUUAUGAAAUAUUCCCCAGACUGAGUUUGUUCAACCUCAAUCUCUUUGAAAAGUCUUUGUUUCUGAUAGCUCACCUUUGACCUUGAAUUCCAUGUUUCAAUAUUGAGCAGUGAUGCAGUAUCUUGAAUGAAUUAUUUCAAGCCAGAAUCUGAAUGCAUCUUCAAAAUAAAUUGAUAGUAUUGCAUGCUAUUUCACAAUAUAAUUCUGAAGGUUGCUUAAUAUUGUACUUUGCCAGCGCCAUUAGACGGCUGCGAUGAAUGCAAGGAAUGCUCCCCAUGGAGUGGAGCUUAUGCACUUUUCAUGCAGGAUUGAUGAAAUGAAUCCAAUGACCGGGGAUAAGAUAUGCUGUAGAGCGCUUUGAGCCAUUGUAGGAAAAGGGCUUUAUAAAACUAGCUAUUAUCAUUAUUAUAAAGCCCACCAAAUAGCGUUGUAUUCAUUACAAAUAAUCUGGACAUGGUUCAGAUUAGGAUAACCCACCAGAGCUAGAGGGAUAAUUUCUGAAAACUUGGGCUGAUAGAGCCUGCCUCUCACAGAAUUGAAGUGGUUAACAUCAUGUUUGACUGAAUGUAAAUUGAUAUCAGUCCUUCUUGGAUGAAAGAGGAAUAGAUGAUAUGAAUAUCAAAUGUCCUGACUGAAAUAUGAUUCUUGUUGGUUGCAAAAAAAAAAAUAAUUCAUUGAGUGACAAAGAGUGACUUAUAAGUUUUCUUUUUCUUUUUUCUGUUGUUACAGUUGCACAAUUUACUUAUUUACAGACUUCAAAAUUUGAUGACAUGAAAUGCUGCAUUCAAAUGUUCCCACAAAUCUGAUAUGAUUAGUUAUUCAAAGAAAAAGUAUCUGAGAAAAGUAUCCAUAGAAUGAGAAGACAAGGUUUAUUUUUCAUUUUCACUUUAGCACAACGCAUGGAUAUUGAUCUGUUGACAAUAAAUAGUUUGAAAAAACUUUAUAUAACAUGAAUGAUCUUUGAAUAAAAAUGUGUAAAGAUUACAUGUAAACUGGUCUUACAAAUUCUUCAUUAAUUGAUUUCAGACCGUGUAAUAUGUACCAUACAGCUUGACCAUACUUUAUAUGGAGGUGAAUGUAGCUGCAACCAACAAGAACCCAGGAUAUUUCUUUUGGGGAGUUUGUAUUAUAGAGAAUAUAUUAUUCAAUGAAUAAGUACUAUAAAAAAAGACUGAUUUUAAAAUGUCCUGUAUAUAUUGUACAGCUACUUAUAAAAAGCCUAGCAAAAAAAAUAUAUAGACAUCAAAAAAAUUCUUUUUUAUUGUUCUCUUGAAAUGUAUUCCAAGUAUUAUUCAAAGUGAAGUGAAUUUCAUGUGUUAUUUUAGUAUAAAUUAUGACAACCAGUGAAUGCCUGCCAUGUAUAUGUAAAUGUGUAUCAUAUAUUGUGAUUAUUCAUAUAGAUAUAUAUAGGCUGCUGAUAUGCUACUUUGAAUUUUGUUCCUUCUGAUGAGAUGAGCUGAAUGAAAGAAUAAUUCUCAAUUUAUUUAUUUUUAAACUGAUCAUACCGAACAUUUCCCCCUUUUAAGGGUAAGUUUUGCAAAGUAUGUAAUUUACCAAAGACAUAUGAUAUAGGACACUACAAAUAUAAAGCUUGUCAAACCAUGUGAUUAGUGAGUUGUGAUACAUUUGAAGUUUAUAAAGAAAGGUUUUGAUACAACUUUCCUGAUUUCAAAUGAACCAGGAAUUGGAUUAUGGGCCUCUUAAUUACAUGAAUAAUGCUGUACUCUUGUAAGACUAGAGAUGCAAAAUGGACAUUUAAAUGUUUUGGUAUCUGCCAAUAAAUGAUAUAGCUUACCUCAAAAGAGGACACAUGAAAAAAUAUGUUAUAUUGCCCUCAUCUGACAGACCCUAAAGUGCAGAAAAAAGAGGGUCACAUUUCCCAAAGUAUUCCCAAAAUUUACAAAAUCCAUGUUUUUGCAAGAAAAUAUCAGAUUUGGUAAAAUUUGUAUUCACUGGCUUAAACCUAUAUAGCCCCCCCCCCCCCCCCCCCCCCGAUGUUGGCUGUUGAUCGCACUAUCGUGAAAAAAAUAGGCAUGUACGUUAUCCAUGACGUAAUCUAAUUCAAUUGCCAAUUGUACCAAAAUAUUUCCAAUUUAUUUAUUUAUUGGUAUAUAUGCACAAAUAACCCACAAACUGUUAGAUUUUUGUUUUGAAACUCUUCUAAGGAUUAUUAUUUCACAUUGUGAACAUUUUUGAGGGGGAGGGCUGUUUUGCACCCCUCCUCCCCCGAUUUGAUAGGGUUUAAUAUGUGUUUUAAAUUUUUGACUGCAUGAAUAUAUAAUUCCAUGCAAGAUUUUUCUUUUUUGCAACACAGCAGCAAAGGUGUUUAAAAAUAGACCAACCCAACUUUCUGAUUUUUGGCUUAUGAGGGCAACAUAACAUUUUUUUAGACCUAAGAUCUCCGGUAUAAAUUGACAAAUAUAAAAAUGUGCUUUUCUUUUGUUCUUCAACUCCUGAUACAUGUUACAUUGAAUCACUUCAUUUGCUGCUAAAGAGAUGGAAUAAAUGAAUUCUUUUUAAGUUUUGAUUUGUUUAUAUUUGUGUUCAUACUUUAUCUUCAUUUUGAAUUCUUGUUCACCAUUUGCUAUAUGUAGUAUCAAAUGUGUACAUAUUGCUUUAAACUUGUAUAUUCUUAAAAACAAAUGUAUAGAUCUUUUUUUAUUUAUUCAUCAUCAGAAUUUAUGUUUGUUUGACGUACACCUUUUGAUUUCCUUUUCUAAAUUUAUGUGCAUUUAACAAAAAGAAUAGCCUUUCAUUUUGAAAGUUGAAGAACAAAUUACUUGAAUUAGAAAUAUUGCUGACCAUUGCUUUGAUUCCCACUGUUUGGAAUUGCAAAUGAUAUUAAUCAUUAAGAUGAAGAAUCAUAUGUAUGAUAUUCAUGAAGUAAAUAUGAUAUGUGUUGAUCUGAUACAUGAAUUUGAUUGAAUACUACAUGCAUUCUACAAUAAGGUUUUCAUAUACAUGUAGAUUUAAUUAAAAUGCCUGAUAUUUUGUAAAUAAUAAACUUAAUAAGGACAAUGCCUUUAUAUUAUACUUGCCAAGUUUCUAUUGGGUUUUGAACUUUGUUUAUAAAAAUCCCUAAGUAUUGACAGAUUGCGAUGUUUUUCAUGUACAUGUGGAUGUCUUUAUGUAUGCCUAUGCAAAUGUGUUGUCCAUUUUAAUUGUAAUAUAUGUUACAACAUCCUCAUGAAACUGGUUUAUUAUUUUUUUUAUUAUCAUUGGUACUAUUAUUACUGUUAUUAAUAAUUAUAUUUUUGUUAGUAUGGUAGAAUCAUAAAUAAUCAGAAAUAUAGUUUUAAUUUUUAUUAUGAUUAUUAUUAUUGUUAAUUUUCUUAUUAACGAUAUCAUUAUUGAUAUUAUUGUUGUCAUUGUUAUUACUGCUAUUAUUAUGUAUAACUUUCCUUAACUGGUCUGUAUAACUUUGUGAAUCUUGUAAAUAUACUAAUUUCAAAUCACUUGAGAUAUUUUCAGAUUUUAGAAUUGACCUUUGUGAAAUUGGGAGCAUUUCAAGGAGCAGUAUUUGUUCUAAAGUUCUGAAAUCCUUGCAUCUGAUUGGCUCAGAGCAAAUUUGUCAGUCAUUGACAAGAUGAUUCAUGAAACUUUUCCAAUUUCACUACUUAUCAACUGUGUUUAAAAGUAUUACCAUUAUUUUUUGUGUAUGUCAAGGAAUUUCACUUCAGUCAUGAACAUAAAUCAAAAUAUUUAUUUUUAAAACUGUUGCUUCCUGUCAUUAACUAGCAUUUGUUCUUAUUUAUUUGUAAAUAUGUUUAUAAACUUAAAUGUAGAGACAAACUUUAUGUAAGAUGGUUGUCAAAUGUUGCCUUGACUAAACAGUAAACCUAAAUAGACAGUGAGGGUUGGUGUAAAUCCACUUCAAUAUUAAUUAGGCUUUAAUAAAAGUAGAAUAUAGGAGAAAUAUAUAUUCAUGAGGUUUGAGGAAAAUCCAUGAAAAGAAUAAAGCUUGAUUGUCCAUUUUGUGCUAUCAUAUGCUAGCUGCUGCCCCAUAUCAUUCUACAAAUUGCAGUAUUAAAGUGUUUUGUGAUGACUAAAUCUUUGUUCAGAGAAGCAUGCUUG
Messenger RNA from Lytechinus variegatus (green sea urchin), 6182 nucleotides. Its product is annotated as collagen alpha-2(IX) chain-like. NCBI's taxonomy places the organism in Eukaryota, Metazoa, Echinodermata, Echinoidea, Temnopleuroida, Toxopneustidae. The record is from RefSeq and is a predicted model, not a curated record. Bases 90 to 1838 code for a protein of 582 amino acids. The transcript has 28 exons.